CUGCCACUUGCGGAUAAAUUUGGAACUACUUUGCGUCAUGAAGGCUAUCUAUGUACUGUGGACUCGUGUUUGUGUACGAUAUUGUAACAUUUCAGCUUUUAUUGGAAUAUACAGUGAUUGUGAAUGAUUUGUAUGAGAAUGCAGACAUUACCAGAUACACAAAACAUACUCAACCUUGUGAUAUAAAUAACCCCAUAGUUCAUAUCUAAGAAACCUUGAAGCAAGGGCAUCAUAAUGAAACAAAGUUCUUCAAAAUUGGCAUCAAGGAGCAAUGGCUACCAGUCAGAUGACGAUACAGUGCGAUACAAGCUGAAUACCGAGUUCUUCAACAAUACUAACAAGGCUCCAAUAAAGCCGAACAAGAAACAAGAACACAUAGAACCCGAUGAUGGUAUACGGUACAUGUUUCCAAAAGUUGUAUUAAAAAAUCUAGCCAUUGAUAAGAAGCCUAAACAGAAAAUUAAAGUUAACUUUUGGAGCAGCAAACAAUUACUCAACAAGCGCAAACAAGAUGCAAAAAAAGAAACCUCAAAUCGCAGGCACACAGUAGCCGUGCCACCUCAUGAAAGGUUAAAUGAUAAACCGAAGAACACUGCUGUGAAGGUACGCAAACAGGUAUCAUUUCUCCCUUCUCCAUUGUUCUCUGAUAACCAUGUACCGAUGGUGACUGUACCUGAUGACUUGACUAUUCAUCUUAAUGAAGAAGAGGCAAACGAUCUUGGCGAGGACUUAAACCUAGGAAUAUCAGAGCAAGAUGCUGCAACUAAAAGCAAAUCAAGCGUGUUGUCCAAAAGGAAAUCCCGCUCAUUACCAACUCAAACGAGUCCCAAAAGCUCAAAACGCAAACAUAGCAGUGACGACUCCGAUGGCAGGUCCCAUGGAAAUGAGAAUGACCUUGAAUUCUUCUCCAAGUAUGUGGUUCAAAAGCUAAGGAAAAUGGAAACCAACCAACGGAUUUACUCAGAAAACUUAAUUAAUACUGUUCUCAUGUUGGGACAACUCUCCAAGUUGAAUGGUAAAUAUAAAAUAUUAGAACAGUAACAAUAGCAUCUUAGAAUUAAUUUUAAGAGUUACCCUUGUGUAUUUAAGUUAACAUGGUUAAUGAGUUUGAAGAAGUUGAUUAUUAAUGUUUUAAAGAAAAGUAUAUUAACUUUAAAAUGAGGAAUGUUUAACUUAAAUAUUGUUACUAUGACUGAACUUGUGCAAUAAUGACAACAACUAGCUCAAGUAAAUUGCUUUCCAGCAAAAUUCAUACAUCCCAAUGAAUUUGUUACGAAUGUAACUCGCAGAAGCCUAAUUUUCUAAACAUAAAAUAGUUUUUCACAGAGUUUUAAUAGUUUUAAUAAAUUAUUACACCUUGUAAACAACAAAUAUUGUAACAUAUUGUGUUCAGUCACAUUUCCAUUUCCUUAUUAUUUUGUAGCUGUAAGGUAACUAUUUAUACAUAGUUAGUAUGUACUUGUACAUAUGAUUAGCGACAAGAACUUGUCACUGAUAUGAGGGUGGUAUUCCACUUGUCCUAUUUCUUUGUCCAAUGUGUAUUUAAAUAAAAAUAAUAAAAUAAAAUAUCUUUUUUACAGAAUAUUAAAAAAUUCCAUACAAUAUUUGCGUCUCAUAUUUUGCUUAGCGAGAGAGCGAGCCGUAAUGCACAUUGGUCCAAAAAAUUGGACAGGUGGAAUGCCAAUCUAAGUAACAAUUUACAAAAAUAAUAACUCAUAAGUACAGAAACUAAUAUUUAUUUUUUAAGGCAUUAUGCAUCUAAUGAAAUGUCAUGCAUGUCUCAUGUUUAAUUUAUUUGUUAAAUAUUUUCAUUAAAAAAACUACAUUUUUGAGUACUAAAUAUUGAAACUAUGAAAUGGUGUUAGUAUAUUUAUAUUUAUACUAGAUUCUGCAUAUUUCUGGAUGUUGUUUAAGCCUUACAUAUCACGUUUAUUGUGCUAAUUGUUAUUUUUCUUUUGUGCUAUUUUACUGAAACUAGGUAAUUAAGUUGUAUGUGCAUACAAAUUUUAGUUAGGUAUAAAAGCACAAGCUUUGCUAAUUAAUAUUUUGUGGGUGUAUUUAUUUUCUGAAGAAGUAAAGCUUCACCAGAAGUACCUAUACAUGAAUUUUAAAACAGUGUUGUAGCACAAAACAGAUAUGUACAGAAGUCAAUAACAAGUAUGUACUUCACUUUUCAUACCUACGCUCGGCGGUCGCUCUACGGUUGUUAACUAUAGCUUAUGCACAAAAAACAAUCGUGGUAGUGGCACUCGUAUCAGCCCGUAUCUAGUUGUUUGAUUUAUUGUUGAGGAUAGAACGGGAAGAAUGGAAAUAUAGGUAAAUUAAUAAUAACUAAAAUAUUUUAAUUUUAAUGUCAUUGUUAAACUGGUAGUUUAAAACACGAUAAUUCACCGUUUAAUGUUGAAUUUAAACAACCAUCUACUGAACACUUAUAAUUACUUUUUUUUUGUUUCUCCAUUAUUGCACAAAAAAGUUCACAGACGCGUGUCUCAAGCAUGGCACUCGCGCUCGCAGUGGUCCCAACCGGUCCGAGAUGUCGUGUCCGUGAGCAGUGUCUAUGUGUGCGUUGCUCGAGCGCACUUUGUAUGUAGAUUGAUUUCUGUACCUAUCUGUUUUGUGGUUGUAGCGUAGAUUUCAGAGCUGAACAAGAUGGCGCUGUACGCCGCCAUCCGGUUUGUGAUAACUGGAUUGUUAAAGUCAAGGGCCAUACAGUUUCAACAUAUUAACACAUUCAGGGCCAAGAACCCGACUGUCGGGUACACGGUUCGUAGCGACUACGCGCACCAUAGCGCGAAACCGUGGCUACGCGCUACGAGCGUAACCCGUAGCACUUUGACAAUGAAUGUGUUAAUGCUGCGUUUCCACCAGAGAUGUGCGACCAUGCGUAGCGACAGCGAGAGAUGUGUUCGUUAAGUACCAAUAGAAUAUUACCACUAGAGCUGUGCUAAGCGAGGAUAGGUAAAUGGAGUGAUUCUAGUGGCAGGCGUGGCUCACUCCGCGAUUCCGUCGCUUUGCUACAGGUAGCUAAAAGUACAUCCGUUCCACCCCAAUUUUGGGGAAAGCCGUAAGCCGCGCGUGGCGCUGUCGCCACCUAGCGGCCAUAUCUGUGCUGAUCGUAACAGACGCGUUUUGUUAGAGAGUGAGUCUUCUGUACCUAGUACUAUCAGUGCUAGUGGUUCUUAAAAAAAAACAUCCCUCACUCUACGCAUUCUCGCACAUGUCUUGUGGUAACGCAGCCUAAUUAAUAAUUAUCUAGAGCAGGCCACUGUGUGUGUCUUUUGAUUCCUUCCUCUAUGACCAGAAAUAUGUUUAAGAAGUCCAGUUUUCAAAGACAAAUUUAUUUUGUAGUUCUCAAUUUUCUUCCUAUAAAGACUUAAAAGGUGACUAUGACUUAGUAUAAAUUUGAAAGUAAGCAGUCAUCUCUACUUUUGGUUUGGUGAAACUUUACAUGUUAUUGUUUUUUCUUUUGUGUACAUAUUAUGUUCCACGGUUUUCAUGCUAUCAUUGUUGUAGGGGUAAUUAACAGAUUAACUUUUUAACCGCCAGCAAUUUUUGAUCGAGCGUGCUCGUGUCGCCACCGACAGUAAUUGUACCACGCAGAGUAAGGUUGGCAUAGUUACGGACGCUAUAAAUGUGCUGUAAAAACCAAAUCAGAUAUUUGUCUUAUUUAUCAGACUGGCGAAAUGAGCUGGAUAUGUAAUGUCUUAUAUAUCAGACUCUGGCGGUUACAGGGUUAAAAAAAAAACAGAUUUUUGACAAAGUGUUUGUCUUGGUCCAUAAAUUGUGUAAUGGGUACUUUAAUGUUAUAAAUGGACUUUCUGUGAUCCCAUUUCAGCACAAUAAAGUGAAAAGUAAACUGUAUAUCUGUUAUGCGAAAAGUAAUGAAAUUGUGUUAAUAUAGUUGUCAAUUAAGAAAAGUAUUUACAUAUUUACAAAAACUGAUUGUUGUUUGCCGGAAACGAUGACUUAAGUUAGUCUCGGUUUCUAUAUUACUAUUAAGUAUACAUAUUUUUAAAAUUCGAGAUUGUACCUACAAGGUAGGAAUUUACUGCCUGAAAAAUAAAACUUUGUGAACUUAACAA
This is a messenger RNA of Cydia fagiglandana, 4082 nucleotides long. RefSeq lists its product as uncharacterized. NCBI's taxonomy places the organism in Eukaryota, Metazoa, Arthropoda, Insecta, Lepidoptera, Tortricidae. The record is from RefSeq and is a predicted model, not a curated record. The coding region runs from base 235 to 1041 and encodes 268 amino acids. The transcript has 2 exons.